Molecule: messenger RNA, 629 nt
Organism: Mastomys coucha (southern multimammate mouse)
Lineage: Eukaryota; Metazoa; Chordata; Mammalia; Rodentia; Muridae
Gene: Lage3
Product: L antigen family member 3
Exons: 3
Coding region: 54-413 (119 amino acids)
Cellular component (GO): EKC/KEOPS complex
Source: RefSeq, a predicted model, not a curated record
CAGAUGGCGCCGAUGGUCCGACUGGCCGCUGCUGUCCUGGUAAUGCAGGCACAAUGGCAGUUAUUCCCAGUGGAGCUCACCCUGUUGCAAGAGCACUGGAAGCCUCCCGAAAUUCCAGCAAAAGCACCGUGCCUUUAACCCAAAGGCCUGGAAUCCGACAUCAUAGAUUCGCCCUCUUCGUGCCUUUCCCAACCUCUUCGGAGGCAGAAAUCGCCUGUGGGUCCCUAACUCCUGAUGUCGAACCACACCGAGGACUGGUAGGGAAGGAGCUUAAAGUGAGCGGCAGCAUGCUGGAAGUACACUGGAUCGCUGAAGAUUGUCGCCUCCUCCGAAUUUCCAUCAUGAACUUUCUUGACCAGCUUUUCCUAGUGGUGAACACCAUACAGCUCUUUGGGCCCCCGGUUUCCUGUUAAGCCUGGCUGGGGGCCCAUUCUGACCUUAUCUCCGUCUCCUCCUCAGCAAUACAAUUUUCCCUAUGGAAAAGAUUCUAGAAGUAGUAGCUACUGCAUAAAUGUGGGGACCUAAUUUUUUUUCCUGAUUUGGUCCUCAGGCACUUAGGGGCCAUUUGGUCUGGUGCUUCAAUGUUUGUUGCUGAAGAAAAUAAAGCUAUGCUGCUAAUUUGCAUUUGA